Messenger RNA from Striga asiatica, 327 nucleotides. The record is from the annotation of a GenBank genome assembly. NCBI's taxonomy places the organism in Eukaryota, Viridiplantae, Streptophyta, Magnoliopsida, Lamiales, Orobanchaceae.
AUGGCCACCAUUGACACCAUUGCUGGUCGAUAUAACUUAACAGAGGACUGUGAUGAUGAUGCUAUCGAGCACUUUUCUUGGCUGAACAAUAGUCUCUUUGCCCUGCACGACCCGCACACUUUUUCGUGCCCGGUUUUUGGCAUCUUUUUCUCGCACUCGAAAGCCACACCAAAGUUACUAGCUACAUCGAAAAGAAAAGUAAAUAAAAAAUCGCGCUUACGUGUCCAGGAUCUUCAGUCAAGGCAUCAACUACACUCUGGCAGCUAUCCAAACAGGCUGCUAUAUGAAGAGGAGUCAAGCCACCGGGCCCCAUGGCAUCGGGCCUGA